Batrachochytrium dendrobatidis JAM81 is the source of this 1051-nucleotide messenger RNA. RefSeq lists its product as uncharacterized. Gene Ontology annotation, biological process: intracellular protein transport. The transcript has 2 exons. Bases 1 to 1026 code for a protein of 341 amino acids. The record is from RefSeq and is a predicted model, not a curated record. Gene Ontology annotation, cellular component: endomembrane system. NCBI's taxonomy places the organism in Eukaryota, Fungi, Chytridiomycota, Chytridiomycetes, Rhizophydiales. Gene Ontology annotation, molecular function: GTPase activity; GTP binding.
AUGUGGAGAACUAAUAUACACGAUGGUGGAAUAAGCUCGGUUCGUAUUGCUAUUGUUGGAGAUUCUGGUGUAGGAAAGACUAGUCUUGCCAACCUCAUCUGCACUGGAUCUCCUCUCUUGCAGUCUGGCAGACCUCCAACCACUACUCGAGGUUGCACUCUAUCAGUCAAGACUCACAAUCCUUCUACCCUCCACUCACCAGUCACAGUAGAGUUGGUCGAUAUUGCUGGUAGAUCCAACAACUGUUUAUCUCGUCGUCCAUUCUAUUCUGGUAUUCAUGGAUUGAUUCUCGUUCAUGACGUUCGCUUACAGUCUACGCUGUCUUCCUUGCAUUCAUGGCGGAAUGAGGCCCUCGAGUCACUAUCGACACUCUGUCCAGUGUCUUCAUCUCAUUCGUUUCGAGAAACAGACAUUGAUGUAGUUGUAGUACAAGACCAUGCAUCUCAACCAUCCAAUACCACCAGUCAUCUUGAAUCAGUUUCUAUCCCAAUGCUCGUUGUGGGCACAAUGAUCGACAUGUCUCCUUUACCACCUAAACUCAUUCCUGAUCUCUCCUUUCUGAUCCCAGGCUCAAACCAUCGUUCUUAUCUAAAAAACAGAUCCAUUAUUGACGAGUAUGGCUUGCAGUCUAUCCAUAUGUCUACACAGGUUUUAAGUGAGGCUGGAAUAUCCACCAUCGACUCUUUUAUAGAUACAGUGAUUUCUCAUGCCAGUGCCAAAGUAUCGGCAAAAGGGCAUGGCACCGCUUUGACAAACCCUUACUCCAGCACACCAUCACUUCAGACAUAUGAUUAUACUGCAACUCGCGAGCAUGCUUUGCCAUCUGUCUCACUCGGAUCAAAUACAACGUAUGGGCGUGAUGAAAGAGUGGAUUCAAGACAUGAUAGUGUACAGAUGAGUGCCGAGUUGUUGGAUCGUGGAUAUCAAAAUAACAGUAAUGCUGUGGCUGGAUCAUUUACCAAGAGAGUCUCUAAUGGAAUAUACGGAGAAGGUCGAAAGCGAUAUACUUAUGGCAACCCAACUUAAAUCCAACGCUAUUUUGUAUAUUGUA